AUGAUGACCCUAGACCCAGUAUGUGAGCUGCCGAAGAAGGUUGGUCCGUGCCGUGGCCACUUCCCCCGCUACUACUACAACGUGUCGACAGACACAUGCGAACCCUUUAUCUAUGGAGGAUGCCAGGGCAACGCCAACAAUUUCGAAACACUUACGCAGUGCGAGACCAGGUGUGGCGGUAACCUCACCGUCGAAGAUGACUCAUGGAAGAAGCACAUCAUGAAGCCGGUUGCCUUGGCGGACUACAUCCGUUCCAACCCUGUCCUGUCCAGGAGCCUCGUGCGACUAAACCCGGUGUGCAACGAGACCAAGGAACCCGGUCUCUGCGCCGGCUAUUUUCCUCGUUUCUACUUCAACAACGUCACCAAGACUUGCGAGCCAUUUAUCUACGGAGGAUGCCAGGGCAACGGUAACAACUUCAACACCCUCGAGGAAUGCAACAGCACCUGCUGGGCAUCCCUGAACCCGCAUCCCUUCGUGAUCACCAGUGCCGUUGAUGUUCCUUUCUGGCCUCUGUCGCCUCCCGAAGAAUGCACCUACCCGGCCGACGCAGGACCAUGCGACGCUUACAUGCCACGCUUCUUCUACAGCACCCUCACCAAGUCGUGCGAGCAGUUCGUCUACGGAGGAUGCGGAGGCAACGCCAACAACUUCCGCACCUACGGCGCGUGCCAGAACAAAUGCACGAAGUUCUUCGGCGUGAUCCCUCGUGCCUAAGAGGAAGGGAUACCCCUCUUCAGCCGUCGCAUCCACCGGUACACAGAAUCCUCCAGAGAUACAGAGACGACUGGAAGCGCUCAACAUGAAAGAGAAAUAAUAAAGAGCACCCAGUUUAGCAUUGCCGUCAGCAAUACGAAUCCAACACGGAAGCACGAAAAUUAUUUCCGCUGGUGCGAGAAUAAUACCUGCGAAUGUUGCUUUGCUUACAAAGCAAAUAUUUUGUGUUUCAGAACAAUGAAAUUAAAACAUUGUGGUCCAAUAUAAGUAUUCUUUGUAUAAGUGCCAGCUGGAGGACUUCACAACUUAGAACCGGAUCCGUCUAUGUUUAUUGCUUAAUAAAGCUGUCUUUCUGUAUGA
This is a messenger RNA of Dermacentor andersoni, 1077 nucleotides long. NCBI's taxonomy places the organism in Eukaryota, Metazoa, Arthropoda, Arachnida, Ixodida, Ixodidae. The record is from RefSeq and is a predicted model, not a curated record.